Molecule: messenger RNA, 5066 nt
Organism: Caenorhabditis angaria
Lineage: Eukaryota; Metazoa; Nematoda; Chromadorea; Rhabditida; Rhabditidae
Source: the annotation of a GenBank genome assembly
AUGAGAUUGGAAAAAAUAAUAGAAGAAGGAUCUGAUAUAUGUUCAACAACACGAAAAAGUAUCAAAAAGAAAUUAUCAACAAAUUCUACAGUAACUCCUUCUUCAAAAUGUUGUGUUAUAGCUGAAGUUGAGAGUGGAACUUCAACAUCGACUUCGGAAAUUUUAGAUGUUGGAAAAGCUGUUUGGAAUCGAAGUUUGAAUCAGAAAAAAGCUGAACAUGAACAUGAUUUGCAACAAGCUAGAAUUGUAAGUUAUAAGAAAUUCGAAAAAACUAUUUAAUAUAAUUAUUUGAACAGGCAGUUGGAAGUUCAUUUGUUGAACAUCAUCUUGAAGUUGAACAAUUAAAAGAUGUCUAUCCAGAUACUUAUAUUUUUGCACAAUGUGCUGAAAGAAGUGAUGGAUUACAUUCAGAAGAAGCGCGAAAACGAUUAAAAGAUGGUGGUUUAAAUCAAAUUGAUCCACCAAGAGAACCUAGUUUAUUUCGAUUUUUCAUUCAACAAUUUCAUUUCAAAUUUUGGAUUCUUUUAAUAUCAGCUUCAUUUUUGUCAAUAAUCACAUAUUUUGUGCAUAUGUCAAGAGGAUCAAAUGAGCCAUUAAAUAUGUAUUGUGCAAUUAUUUUAAUUGCUGUUGUUAUGUUUAUGUGCGUUUUAUCAUAUUGGCAACAAUCAAAAGCUAAAAAAGUUCUACAAAAGAAUCGAUUGAUGAUGCCAGCAAUGGCUUGUGUUAUUCGAGAUUGUACUGAACAAGAAAUAAAAGCGGAAGAAGUUGUUGUUGGUGAUUUGGUUUAUCUUCGAGCUGGUUAUAAAGUUCCAGCUGAUAUGAGAAUUCUUCAAUCAAAUGGUUUAUUAAUUGGAAGUAGUGAAGUAACUGGACAUAAAGAAUCAAGAGAAUAUAAUUCGGAUGCUGUUCCACAAGAUGUUUCUGUAUUUGAUGCUUGUAAUGUUGUAUUUAUGGGUUCGUAUUGUACAGAAGGUGAAGGUAUUGGAUUAGUUAUUCGAACUGGUAAAUUUACUGUUAUGGGAGCAAUUGCUAGUUUACAUCAUCAUAUACCUCCGCCAAAUGGUCGAUUACACGAUGAAUUACAUAGUUUUUCAACAUUUAUUACAAUUGUUGCAAUUACAAUGGCUACAGCUGUAUUUUUUGUUGGAUGUAUUGUUGCAAGAUUUGAAAAUAUAUUGGAUCAUUUUAUCGUUGGAUUUGUUGUUAUAAUUGUUGCAAAUGUUCCACAAGGUCUUCCAGCUACAGUAAUGUCACAAUUAAGAAUAAUUGCAAGAAGAAUGGCACAAAAGAAUAUAUUAAUUAAAAGAUUAGAAUUAAUUGAUGAACUUGGUGCUGCAACAGUUAUUUGCGCUGAUAAAUCAGGAACAUUAACAAUGAAUAAGAUGGUUGUAACGGAUUUAUGGUUUAAUGGAAGAUUGGUAACUGGAGCUGCUAUUGAUUUGAAACAUCCACAUUUGAGAGCAAUGAAAAGUUCGAUGAAAUCAGCUGAAAGAUUGGAAGAUCCAUUACCUGAUAUUCUAACUGUUAUGUCUGUUUGUAAUAGUGCACAAUUUGAACAUGUUCGAAGAGCAAUGAGAAGAGUUUCAACAAUGAGAGCUAUGCAAAAAAGUGCAUCUGAAGCUAUGUUAAGUGCUAAUAUGAAGAAAAAGUUUACUAUUGUGUGAGUUUCCAAAACAAAAAUAUCUUGAACAAUAUUAAAAUUUUAGUGAUACUCGAACUGGUCAAAUAUCAGAAGCUGGAGGUCUUCCAAAAGAACAUUCAAGUCCAGUUUCAUUGAGCGCAGUUGAUGAUAAAAGUCGAAAAAAAUCAAGAAAAAGUGAUAUAUUUGGAGUUCCUUCAGAUGUUGCUCUUGUUCAAUAUGUUGAAUUGAAUGCAAGUGUUGAAGGAAUUCGACAAAGAUAUCAAAAUAUAUUUGAAAUUCCAUUCAAUUCGUCAAGAAGAUGUCAAAUUGUUGUCUCAAAAUGUUUAACAAAUGAUUUGCCAUUCACAGUUCAGCCAAUUCCGCUACCAAGUGAAGUAAGAUUUAUACUUUUUCAAUUUAGAAUUUGAGAAAAAAACAUACUUUCAGAACGAAGCUCGAUUUGUUGUUUUCGCAAAAGGCGCACCCGAAGUAAUUCUUGGAAAAUGUUCAAAAGUUCGACAUGGAAAAGAACUUCGAGAUAUUGAUGAAACUUAUCGAAAAGAAUGUCAAGCUGCUUGGGAAAUGUUAGGAAAUGAAGGAAGACGAGUUAUUGCAUUUGCACAAAGACAUUUUAAUGCAGAUGAGAAUCAUAGAAUUUGUAAUCAAACAAAAGAUUCAUAUCCACAAGACUUGGUAUUUUUAGGAAUGGCUGCAAUUAUGGAUCCACCAAGGUAUGACGUUUUUAUAUUCAUUUGAUUAGGCGCAGGCUUCAAGACUGCGCCUAUUUGGGCUUAGCUACUUAAACAAAUGUCCUUUUAAAAUAGAAAGCUUAAAGCAAAAUGUGUUCGAAAACACAAAUAAAAAAACGAUGCAAAACAAUGAAUAGCGCGCGCAUUCGUUACACACACACAGUAACUAUAGCACAACGCACAACCAGCCAUGUGUCGCGACACACAAACAUUGAAAUAGUGUGUGAAACACAGUCGAUUUGGUUUUAACCCAGUUAACCAAGGUAAUUUGGUGUUUUGACCUUUCGAAAGAAAGUGUUGAAAAACAACUGCAAUUUUUGGAUCCAGCUUCUUCGGGGUAUCCGGAGGGGCGAUUAAUUUGAAAAAAGUAUUCAAUGCAAAAAGUUGUUGAAAUUUCUUACAAUAAUGUUUUUCAGAAGAUUUUUCGCGUGAUCGCGUGAUCUAUUCUUCUGAAGCCCAUAGAUAAAUUUUCGAGAAACCAUCCCAAGCCUAAAGCUCACCUUGGUGACAACCGCUUCAUACAUAAUUCUCCUUAAAUUUCUUCCAAGUUUCCACUUUGAUGAAGCUGGCACAUUCGAUAGAAAUAAGAUUUUAAAAAUAAAUGAACAACAUAAAAAAGAAACCUCGUGGCACUCUCGUUCACGUUAUUAUUUUUUGUGGGGGAAUAAAAUACCUUGUAUUAUUGAAUUAAAAACACGUGAGAAAUAAAAAACUAGGUCAAAUGAUGUGGAUUUAAAAACAGUAUAGGUAGCCAUGUCGUCAAUUGCGAUGCGGUUCUGCGCUGCGUGUUGAUCUCGAUAUUUUCCAUUGAAUUUGCCAAAUUUUCAUUUCUAAAAACGUGUCGCUCACACGCAUCGCAACUGACGACAUGGCUACCUAUACUGUUUUUGAAUCCACGUCACUUGACCUAGUUUUUUAUUUCUCACGUAUUUUUAAUUCAAUAAUAUCCGUUUAUUUCUACAGUACUAACUCCCUAUUUUUUGAAGACCUGAAACCGCUGCCGCCAUUGAACAAUGCAAACAAGCUGGUGUAAAAGUAUUUAUGAUAACUGGAGAUCAUCCAACAACAGCAACUGCAAUGGCAAGACAAAUUGGAUUAAUCGGAGCAAAUAAGGUUAAUAUGAAGAGAAUUUUCGAAAAAUUAUUAAUUUAUGGGUUUUCAGGAUAAUCGAGAAAAGAAUUCAUGGACAGUGGUUACUGGAGAUCAAUUGAAUGCUUUCAAAUUACAAGAUUGGGAUCAAUUAUUGAAACAUAAAAAUGUUGUUUUUGCAAGGUUAUUUGAAAUUUCGAUCAAGAAAAAUCUGAAAUGAACGUUUUUUUCAGAACAAACGCUGAACAAAAGUUGGAAAUAGUUCAAGAACUACAAAAACGUGGAGAAACUGUAGCUGUAACUGGCGGAGGAGUUGAUGAUGCACCAGCUUUGGCUCACGCAAAUGUUGGAAUUGCAAUGGGACAAUCAGGAAGUGAUAUUGCAAAACAAACAUCAGAUAUUGUAUUACUUGAUGAUAAUUUUGCAUCAAUUGUAAUGGGAAUUGAAGAAGGAAGACUUCUUUUUGACAAUCUUCGCCUUUCUUUAGCCUAUACAUUUGCACAUUUAUGGCCAGAAGUAUUUCCAAUAAUGUUAUCAUUUAUGCUUGGUUUACCACAUGGUUUAUCUCCUCUUCAAAUUCUUUCAGUUGAUUUAGCAUCUGAAAUGCCUCCAGCAAUUAGUUUAGCUUAUGAACAACCAGAAAAUGAUAUAAUGCAAACACCUCCAAGAUCAAGAACAGCUCGAUUAUUAUCAAAAAGUUUAUUAGUUUAUUCAUAUAUUUUGGCUGGUUUUGGAAUUACAAUUGGAUGUAUUGCAGCAUAUUUGAGUGUUUAUUGUUAUCAUAAUAUUCCAAUUUCUGAUAUUUUAUUUACUGCUGAACAUCAUUGGAAAGUUGGAGCUAGAAAUUUUACAACAAGUCAAGGCGAUGUUUUUGAUGAACAACAACAAAUUAUUAUAAAAGGACAAGCAGCUGCAGCUUGGCAAAUUACACUUGUUAUGUCACAGGUAAUUCACUAAAGAAUAUAUCACUUAAUUAAAAAAAAUAGUUGGGCACAUUUUUAAUCUAAACAUAUACAGUACCCCAGUGCCACGCCGCAAAAAAAUUGUAAAAAUAUGGGAAAAUUUUUUAUAUUAUUUACAUCAGCAAAAAAUCCACAUGGAUUCGAGCUACAGUAAUUUGAAUAUAGGAGAUUCCACGUGGCAGACUUCUAAAAACGGUUAUCUACAGUAUUCAAUCUAGAUUUAGGAUUGCCACGUGGAAAAUUUAAUUAGACUGUUUUUGCCAUAAGCAAAUUAAAAAAAUGUGAAAAUCUAAAUCAACAAUGAUUUUUAAAGGUAUUCCAUCUUUAUAAUUGCACAACUCGUCGUGUAUCAGUAUUUCGACAUGGUUUAACAAAUAUUGUUAGUAUUUUCGCUGUCUUAAUCGAGGUAUGAUCUUUAAUUAUUUCGCAAUUUAUCUCAACUUCGUAUUUUUCCAGGUUCUCUUAUUAUUCAUGUUUGUUUAUACUCCAGUUUUCCAAUAUAUAAUGGAUAUUCAUACUCCACCAGCUCAUGUUUGGGCAAUUGCUCCAAUUGUUGGCCUUUAUCUACUUGCAUUUAAUGAAAUGCGCAAAUAUUUUAUUCGAAACUUUCCCAAAAACAAAUUGGUCCGUUUAAUAAAAUGGUAG